Racocetra persica is the source of this 166-nucleotide messenger RNA. Lineage: Eukaryota; Fungi; Glomeromycota; Glomeromycetes; Diversisporales; Gigasporaceae. The record is from the annotation of a GenBank genome assembly.
AUGCCACCUAGACUCCCUUGUACAAAUAAUUCUUAUUCAAAAGCACUCAAAUCUCAUUACCAAAGGAGACAAAGAGAGCUCAAUGAAUAUAAACGGUAUAGAAAAUAUCUCAAUGCACGUAAUCAAAGUAUGGAAAAGAGAGACUCGAAGGACCAAACACCCGAGC